GAUUUGGCAUGACCACACCAGCUACCAUUGCAGGCAAACUUUUCCUGAUAUUUUAUGGCCUUAUAGGCUGUGCAGGAACCAUCUUGUUCUUCAACUUGUUCCUGGAACGCUUGAUCACAAUCAUUGCAUAUAUCAUGAAGUCCUGCCAUGAGCGACAGAUAAGACGGAAUGGGACCCUUACUCAAGACAUCCAGCAAGCCUCUGGGAAUGCUGAAGUGGACAGCUUAGCAGGAUGGAAGCCAUCUGUGUAUUAUGUCAUGUUGAUCUUGUGCCUAGCAUCGCUCAUCAUUUCCUGUUGUGCCUCAGCUAUGUACACACCAAUGGAAGGAUGGAGCUACUUUGAGUCUCUUUAUUUUUGUUUUGUGGCCUUCAGUACUAUUGGCUUUGGUGACCUGGUGAGCAGCCAGAAUGCCCAGUAUGAGAGCCAAGGCCUUUACCGAUUUGGCAAUUUCAUCUUCAUACUCAUGGGGGUAUGCUGUAUUUAUUCCUUGUUUAACGUGAUCUCCAUUGUCAUCAAACAGUCCAUAAACUGGAUAUUAAAGAAACUGGAAUGGACAUGCCAUAGAUGCCAGAGAAAACUCUUUCGGUCACGUAGGAAUGUUGUAGUGCCAGGGACUGCGCGGAACCAGCGCAACAUAUCCAUUGAAUCAGAUGGUGUCAUGGAGAGUGAUACAGAUGGGCGCAGAAUGUCUGGUGAGAUGAUCUCCAUGAAAGACCUCUUAGCCUCUAACAAAGUCUCACUAGCCAUCAUGCAGAAACAGUUGUCUGACAGUGCCAAUGGCUUUCCGAGACAGAUGAACAAUGCUCCUAGACAAAACGGAUUUGCUGGUGGUGUAGGCGCUUUAGGGAUUAUGAAUAACAGACUGGCAGAGACGAGUACAGAUAGGUAGACAUCAGCACUGGGAGUGCAUCAAUAAGUUCAGGUUAACUAAGGAUGAAAAGGCAUUCCAGAGAUAGAACGAGCUUUUUAAAAGAAGGAUGCCCAAUAGUGUUGCUGUUGCAUUUUGCAUCAUGGCACCAAUUUACCCAGACUGUUCUGGAGGCAUCAGGUCAUAUGCCUUUACAAGC
Sceloporus undulatus (fence lizard) is the source of this 1068-nucleotide messenger RNA. RefSeq names its product potassium channel subfamily K member 13-like. NCBI's taxonomy places the organism in Eukaryota, Metazoa, Chordata, Lepidosauria, Squamata, Phrynosomatidae. The record is from RefSeq and is a predicted model, not a curated record. Gene Ontology annotation, cellular component: membrane. The annotation marks the transcript as partial. The transcript has a single exon. Gene Ontology annotation, molecular function: potassium ion leak channel activity. Gene Ontology annotation, biological process: stabilization of membrane potential; potassium ion transmembrane transport.